AUGGAGGAGAGUGAAAAGGAAUUGAUGAAAAAAGCUAAAAGACCUGUUGAUUCCAGAUUGUGCAGAGUUUCUGGUUCGAUGACGGAGAUAAUGGAAAUUCAAGCUGAGAAUCCAACAUUUCAUGUAUUGUUUAUUCCGGGAAAUCCAGGUGUUGUGUCGUUUUACAAGGACUUUUUGGAAUCUUUAAACGAGUUUCUUGAUGGAAAUGCAUCUAUAAUCGCUAUGGGGCAAAUAUCUCACACGACCAAGGACUGGGAGUCUGGGAGGCUAUUUUCGAUGCAAGAACAAAUCGAUCAUAAGAUUGAUUUUAUCAAACAGGAGUUGGAGAGCGUGAAAGUUCCAAUAAUAUUGGUUGGGCAUUCUAUUGGGUCUUAUAUUUCCCUCGAAAUCUUGAGGAAGUGCUCGGAGAAGGUGGUAUAUUGUAUUGGCCUAUAUCCAUUUUUGACUCUGAACCAACAAUCGACAAAGCAAUCAUUAAUUGGGAAACUUGCAGCGUCUUCUGUUCUGUCAGCCACAGCAAGUUUUCUGAUUGCAUCACUGAGACUAUUACCUAUGUGGGCUGCACGGCGGCUUGUAUCCAACACCAUUGGAGCUUCGUGGUCUGAUACUGCUGUUGAAGCUACUUGCACUCACUUGAGGCAGUAUCACACCAUGCGCAAUGUUCUCUUUAUGGCAAUGACAGAGUUUAGAGAGCUCGCAACUGAGCCAGAUUGGGAUUUCAUGAGAGAAAACCAGAGCAAGCUUGCAUUUUUAUUUGGCAUUGAUGAUCAUUGGGGUCCUCUGCAACUCUUUGAAGAGAUUUCAAAACAGGCUCCGGGUACUUCUUUAUCUAUCGAGAGGGAAGGUCACACGCACGGAUUCUGCUGCACGGUGGCUGGCUCAGUGUGGGCUGCGCAGCACGUUGCCACUCUGAUCAAGAACCGGUUUUCGCAUCUCCAGUAA
Arabis nemorensis is the source of this 942-nucleotide messenger RNA. NCBI's taxonomy places the organism in Eukaryota, Viridiplantae, Streptophyta, Magnoliopsida, Brassicales, Brassicaceae. The record is from the annotation of a GenBank genome assembly.